AUGUUCUGCAUAUUAUACCUGGCUGCACUCAGUGUGCUCGCAGGUGAGAGCCAGAACUUUACCAGUUCAGGUGAGAUGAACAUCACGUCGUGCCCCAUCACCUACUACGGACAGAGAUAUGACAAAGUAUAUGUGGGCUUCAACGCCAGCAGAUUUGCUGUUUGCUUCAAUGGCGAGUACGAACCUGGAAUCAAGAACGACUGCAUCCUGAUGUCUGGAGGAACGGCUGACAGAGGUAGCAUGAACAUAUACGCAAGAGAAAUCCCAACUGGAUCUGGGGUCCAUGACCUUCUACCGAACCUGAAGCUCGCUGGGAAAUGUGUCAACGUGAUUACAUUAAAUGACAGUCAACAAUCGGAGAUUCAACAAAUUGAACUUGGCAAUUUUGGGCCACAAGCGAUUCUGGCAAUCCAGACGUAUUCUGGAUACACUCCUUUUGAUGUCGUGAGCGUUGUUUACAAGACAAACACGACAGGUCGAGACCCAAGCAUCUGCUCCACUGUUUCCUGUGAUGCGAGUGGAGUUGCUGCUGCUGUCAGUGACUGUGGUCCCAUGGAGCGCUGCAAUGGAAAUGGCAGCUGCAUCUCAAACAACGUGUGCACCGUGAUCGGCUCCACGGUCAUCGGUUUCGCAGGGCAGGUCCACGCUGUCCCGGACCGCUGUGGCUACACUCUGUUCAAGACCUCAUCCAUCCCCGGCUUCCAGGUGGUGGGCGUCUUCCAGGAGAGACGCCGUAAAGACUUCAGCUUUUUGAAACGUGUGAUCCUGCAGCUGGACACGGCGGGAGUUCAAAUCUCUCUGGAACAAGGGAGUCGAGUUCUGCUUGACACCAGAGAGCUCAGACUCAACACCACAGCGAUGCUGGUCCGUGGUGUGGAGCUCACCAAGGACCAAACUGGAGUGACGGCUAAGAUGUCCGCCUUCAACUUCACAGUUUCUGUCCACUUCGAUGGCUCCAUCACUCACGUCCACUUGACAGGGCCAAAUGGACCAGACGCACACGGUUUAUGUGGAAAUUCCAGUCGGACUGUGAGUGAAGAGAAAGUCUCCACACACAGUGUCACCGGCUGUGACACGCAGUAUAACGAGGCUGCGGACCCGACUAUCAACUGCAGCACCUCAACUGACUGGUGUAACCUCCUGAAGCAGGCUCCCUUUAGUGCUUGCAACAUGCAACAUGACCCACAACCCUUCAUUACUGCCUGCACACAAACGCUGUGUAAUUACCCUGAAGUGGAUGGUCUCAAAUGUCAGUUCCUGGAGGCGUACGCCGGAGCCUGCAGCCUCUCCAACAUCACAGUGGAGGAAUGGAAGUCGCAGACCCGAUGCUCUGCUUUCUAUCACGGCUUCUGUCAAGACACGUUCUGCAGUGAUCACGAGUUCUGUGGGCAGAAGAACAAAGGGGGAACCGGCUGCGUCUGCCGGGCCAUGUUCGCCUCCAAGUACAAAUCAACCGGCUCCUUUGGAGAGCCAAUGGUCUGCGAGCAGAAAGCUGCUAAGCUGACUAUGGCUAAAUGUCUCUUGGAGGACAAAGGCAUCGACUUCUCUGUCUUACAUCUCAAUGACGUGGACUGCAAAGGUCAAAUGGACAAUGAGACCCACAUGGUGACGUUCAGCUUUGACACGCACAAAACCUGUGGAACCGUGAUCCUGGCAAACACCAGCCAAAUCAUCUACAAGAACACCAUCGUGAACCGGAACAGCUCCACGUACGGCAUCAUCCACCGUCAGGACUCGGUUCAUGUGGACUUCUCAUGUCUUUACGAUCAGCCGGACAUCAGGAACUUUGCCUUCACACUCAGUGACAGCUCCAUCACCCAUCAUAUUACUUCUGGACAAUGGAUUUACAAUCUCUCCAUGAAGGCCUUCAGGGACACUGACACCAAGGAAGCCUUACAACAAAGGGGUGAAACGCAACUGGACGAGAAGUUGUUGGUGGAGCUGAACGCGGAUGGGCUGGAUGAUGAAAUGGUUGUUUUGGUGACGGAGUCCUGCUGGGCGACCGACCAGCCCAGCCCAAACGGAAGCCUGAGAUAUGACCUCAUCAUCAAAGGCUGCCCUAACCCCGUGGACUCCACGGUGACGGUGAAGAACAACGGACAGGGAGCAUCCAACAGUUUCUCCUUUCACACAUUCCAGUUCUUUGGCAAGGAUGGUGAGGUCUUUUUGCACUGCAGAGUCGUGCUGUGUGUCAAGAAGGGUAACACCUGCAUCCCGGUAGGUCGACAGCUCCUGACUAGAUUCACAUAA
Messenger RNA from Hippoglossus stenolepis (Pacific halibut), 2250 nucleotides. Its product is annotated as alpha-tectorin. The transcript is spliced from 15 exons. The coding region runs from base 1 to 2250 and encodes 749 amino acids. Lineage: Eukaryota; Metazoa; Chordata; Actinopteri; Pleuronectiformes; Pleuronectidae. The record is from RefSeq and is a predicted model, not a curated record.